Messenger RNA from Arachis duranensis, 2734 nucleotides. RefSeq names its product pentatricopeptide repeat-containing protein At5g02830, chloroplastic. Gene Ontology annotation, molecular function: protein binding. Bases 106 to 2556 code for a protein of 816 amino acids. Lineage: Eukaryota; Viridiplantae; Streptophyta; Magnoliopsida; Fabales; Fabaceae. The record is from RefSeq and is a predicted model, not a curated record. The transcript is spliced from 12 exons.
UUCAAAUCCAAUCCAAUAAUCCAAAGACAAAAGAUCAGAAAUCCAUUGUCCCAUAAAUCCCUCAUCUUCUCACUUCUACAGCCCAAAAAACGGUUACACCCAGUAAUGAUGAGGGAUUUCGUCAUCCUUGGUUCAUCCAUUGUCACUCCUCCUCCGAAUCCCCCAUCUUCUUCUUCAUCUUCAACGCCAUCAACCACUCCUUCUCGCUCCCACCGCCACCGCCACCACCACCACAAGCCGAAGCUCACUCCUUCGCAUUCGCAUUCUUCCUCUAUCUCCUGCACUCUCCAAGCCCCCCUCAACCACUAUAUCCAUGUCCACGAGAAUGCUUCCGAAUUUGUUCAUUCUCUGAACGUUAAGCUCCUCGCGAAGGAGGUUCUGGCGGGUAUUCGAGGUAGGAAGGUUCGGGCUGUGAUUGAUUCUCUCAAGAGAGUUCAGGAGCUUGGUGGCGUCUCCUCCUUAUCCUCCCAUUUUGAUGGACAUGCCAUGGAUCUCUUCUCUAAGGAGUGUCGCCGCUUGGUCAAAUCCGGUCAACUUGAGGAAGCUGUUCAAUUCAUGGAGGUUCUCGCACAUUUCCAGUUGUCAGUCAGAGAACUUGUUCAGCCGUUGGACAUAAUAAAACAGUGUGUUUGUAAUCAAGAUCCAGAUUUAGCUGUGAGGUAUGCAUGUCUUCUUCCACAUGCACAUAUACUAUUCUGCAACAUUAUAAGUGAAUUUGGAAAAAGAAGGGAUUUAGUUUCUGCUUUGAAAGCAUACGAAGCAGUGAAGAAAAACUUGGAUAACCCCAAUAUGUACAUAUACCGGGCAAUAAUUGAUGCUUGUGGCCUUUGUGGUGAUUUCAUGAAAUCUAGGUACAUAUAUGAGGACUUACUCAAUCAGAAGAUUACUCCAAAUAUAUACGUGUUCAACAGUCUCAUGAAUGUGAAUACCCAUGAUCUUAGCUACACCUUAAAUCUGUAUCAGAAUAUGCAGAAUCUUGGUCUGAAGCCAGACAUGACAUCUUAUAAUAUCCUACUCAAAGCAUGCUGUGUUGCUGGAAGAGUUGAUCUGGCCCAAGACAUUUACAGGGAACUUAAGCAAUUGGAAUCAGCAGGAUGGCUGAAAUUAGAUGUUUUCACCUACAGCACGAUUAUAAAGGUCUUUGCAGAUGCAAAAUUGUGGCAAAUGGCUCUAAAAAUCAAGCAGGAUAUGCUCUCCGCCGGUGUUUCUCUUAAUACUGUUGCGUGGUCGUCAUUAAUCAAUGCCUGCGCACAUGCAGGGCUUGUAGAGCAGGCAAUUCAAUUGUUCGAAGAAAUGCUUUUGGCCGACUGCGAGCCUAAUACGCAAUGCUUUAACAUCAUUUUACAUGCAUGUGUUGAAGCAUGUCAGUAUGACCGAGCUUUUCGCUUGUUCUAUUCUUGGAAGGGAAAUAAGAUGUUGGGGUCCUUUGGUGAAGGGAACAAUAGCAAGUUAGAGCAUGGGGACACGCAGACUGCUAUUACCGCGCCAAACAGCAUUUCUAGGCCGCAUAUCUUGAGUUUUGCUGAGAGAUUCCCUUUCACACCAACUAUAGCAACAUAUAAUAUUUUGCUGAAGGCUUGUGGUACUGAUUACUACCAUGCUAAAGCAUUAAUCACUGAGAUGAAAAAAGUAGGUCUUUCCCCAAAUUAUAUAAGCUGGUCCAUUUUGAUAGAUAUAUGUGGCGGAUCAGAUAACGUGGGAGGUGCCAUCGAGAUUCUGAAGAUCAUGUUUGAUGCUGGAAUUAAACCUGAUGUUGUUGCAUAUACUACAGCCAUAAAGGUCUGUGUAGAAAGUAAGAAUUUUAAGCAAGGAUUGAUGCUAUAUGAAGAAAUGAAAACAUAUGAGAUACAUCCAAAUUGGGUGACAUAUAACACACUACUAAGGGCACGCAACAGAUACGGAUCCGUACUUGAGGUGCAACAAUGCUUGACCAUAUACCAGGAUAUGCGAAAAGCAGGGUACAAACCCAAUGAUUACUAUCUGGAAGAACUUAUUGAGGAGUGGUGUGAAGGAGUGAUACAAGAUAACAGCAAGAUCCAAAGAGAAUUUUCUUCCAGCAAUUUCUCUGAAUUAGAGAGACCCCCGAGUUUACUUCUUGAAAAGAUUGCGGCACACCUGUUAAAGAGGGUAGCUGACAUCCUAGCUAUUGAUGUUCAAGGACUCACAAAGGUUGAAGCUCGCUUGGUUAUUCUUGCAGUUCUUAGAAUGAUCAAAGAAAACUAUAGUUCAGGACAUUCUGUGAAUGAUGACAUUUUGAUCAUCAUAGGAGCUACAAAGGCAGAUGAAACUCCAUCCCAGCACAUAUUAGAAGUGCAAGAGGCAAUCAUAAAACUUCUUCAGAAUGAAUUGGGCCUUGAAAUUUUUCCAGCUAAAACCAGGUUUGCACUAAGUGACACAUCAAAGUUAGAAAUCCCUAACCUUACAAAUCUCAGCAUAGAAGCACUACCAGGAGAGAAGGCAUUAACCACAACAAGAAGGCCUGCAGUUCUACAUAGGUUGAAGGUCACCAAGAAAUCUUUGUAUGGUUGGUUGCAUAGGAAACUAAGCAUUAAAUAGUAUUUGAAUUUUGUACAAAUAUGUGUCUUAUUUCCCCUCAUUGCAACUUUUGAUCUUUGUAUAUAGCAUCUGGACUUAUGAAUAUAUAUGCAUGUAUCAAUGGCAAAUGUAUAAUUUCAUUAAUUUGUAAAACAAUGUAUGAUACGUAGUGUCAUGGAAUAGAACUAUAAUUAUCUCU